AGGGUCGGAGGACCAGGAGGCGGGGCCAGCUGGAGGCUUCGUCCCACGCUGAGAAGUUUUUUCAAAGGAUCAGUUUUGGACUUAAGACUUCUUGGAGUAAUGGCCAAUUCCAGACCUAAACCAGGAAAUGUUCAAGAUAAGCUUGGGACAUCUUUAAUGUCAGCUUACAAAGAAGCUGUGAAAAACUACUAGGAUCAUGUCAGAAAGAAUCAAGAGCUAACUUGAAGAGGAUACCACUGGUCAAGGAUGAGAUUGACGGUCUGCACGAUGUCUGGAGCCGGCCACCCCCUCGCUCUUUUCAUCUGCGGCUGUUACGCGGUGGCCCUGGGAGUCCACACGGGGGUGUGCUGCGUGGCUGCAGGUCGAGACACUGGCUAUUACGUGGCCGCGGUGUAUGAGCACCAGCUGAUAUUGAGUCCGAACCCUCGAGCCCUCACCAGCCGCAAGCAGGCCUUGGAGCUGAUGAACAAGAACCUCAACAUCUACGAACAGCAAGUGAUGACUGCAGCCCAAAAGGGUGUACAGAUUAUAGUGUUUCCAGAAGAUGGUAUUCAUGGAUUCAACUUUACAAGAACAUCCAUUUACCCCUAUUUGGACUUCAUGCCAUCUCCCCAGUUGGUCAGGUGGAACCCAUGCCUGGAGCCCCGUCGAUUCAAUGACACGGAGGUCCUCCAGCGCCUGAGUUGUAUGGCCAUGAAGGGAGGCAUGUUCCUGGUAGCCAAUCUUGGGACGAAGGAGCCUUGUCUUAGCAGUGACCCGAGGUGCCCGAGGGAUGGAAGAUACCAGUUUAACACGAACGUCGUGUUCAGCAACAACGGAACCCUCGUAGACCGCUACCGCAAAUACAACCUCUAUUUUGAGGCAGCUUUUGAUACCCCUUACCAGGUGGAUUACAUUACCUUUGAUACCCCUUUUGCUGGCAAGUUUGGCAUCUUCACCUGCUUUGACAUACUGUUCUUCCACCCCGCCGUCAGUCUGCUCAGAGAUACUGGGGUGAAGCACAUUGUGUAUCCAGCCGCCUGGAUGAACCAGCUCCCGCUCUUGACGGCUAUUCAGAUUCAGAGGGCUUUCGCCAUAGCCUUUGGUGUCAACUUCCUGGCCGCUAAUAUCCACCACCCAGCUCUGGGCAUGACCGGAAGCGGCAUUCACUCACCUCUGAAGUCCGUGUGGCACCAUGACAUGAAACACUUCACAGGUCACCUUAUAAUUGCCCAGGUAGCCAAAAAUCCACAGGGCCUUGUGGGUACAGAGAACACCACAGAUAAAAUGGACCCAUCCCAUAGUGAAUUUUUAAAAAUCUUGGCAGGUGACCCAUAUUGUGAGAGGGAUUCUCAGGAAGUCCACUGUAAUGGAACCACCAGAUGGAACGUGAAUGCUCCUCCCACGUUUCACUCCGAGAUGAUGUAUGACAAUUUCACCCUGGUCCCCGUGUGGGGAAGGGAAGGCUCUCUCAGUGUCUGUGCCAACGGCCUCUGCUGUUAUUUACGUUACCAGAGGCCCACUUUGUCCAAAGAGCUGUAUGCCCUGGGGGUCUUCGAUGGCCUUCAUACCGUGCAUGGCACUUACUAUGUGCAAGUCUGCGCCCUGGUCAAGUGUGGGGGUCGCGGCUUUGACACCUGUGGUCAGGAGAUCACAGAGGCCACGGGGCUAUUUGAUUUUCACCUGUGGGGAAACUUCAGCACACCCUAUAUCUUUCCUCUGUUUCUGACCUCAGGCAUGACCCUGGAAACCCCUGACCAGCUCGGGUGGGAGAACAACCACUAUUUCCUGAGAAAGAGUAGACUGUCCUCUGGCCUGGUGACAGCAGCCCUCUAUGGGCGAUUGUAUGAGAGGGACUUUGAGAACCAGGGACAGGGCUCUGGCUACCGUGCGGAUGGCCCCGAACUUGCCUAGGCCACAGCUCACAGCACUGGGACCACCUCUGGCCAUCCUGGAAGCUGUGGGAAGAAAUAGGGGAAGCAGAUUCCACCCUGUGUCUCUUCCUCUUACAUGCAAAUCAUUGCGACAUUUUCUGGUAUUUUCUACCCGCAUCUAUCUUUUCCAAGCCACACUUUUCUCUAGCAAAUCUCUUGCUACACAGUUAGUUGUGAGAGCUAACACAGCCUUGGCGCAGUGGGUCAGCUCUUUGGAGCAUUGUCCUGUACACCAAAAGGGUGUGCAUUCGAUUCCCAGUCACGGCAUGUUCCUAAGUUGUGGGUUUGAUCCCUGGUUGGGGCAUGUGUGGGAGGCAACCGAUGGAUGUUUCUCACAUCAGUAUUCCUUUCUCUCUCAAAUCGAUAAACACAUCCUCAGGUGAGGAGUUAAAAAAAAGAGCUAAAACAAAGUAAGUGACAGUUUAUAUUUUACACACCCACAAGACAGGGGGGUGUGUGUUUUUCUUGUUUUGUUGAUCAGUGACACCCAGGACCUCAAACAUUUUCUAAGACAAGAAACAAACUCUCAAAGCAAAAGCUGCAACAGAAAUGGCUUCCGUGGGGCCCUCUUCUAUCCAGAGGAAAUGGUAACAGCAGAGCCACCAGCGACACCAGAAUAGUGGCUUUUGAAGCAGCUUGUACAAACAGAAGGGCAGUUUUCCUCACAUCUGCCUUUCUGUCAGUAAACAGGAUGUGUUCAGCUGGACUCACCAUAACUGGAAAGAAGGAAUGCAGCGCCCCAGAGAGAAGGGGCAAUGGAAAAAAGUGCUGAAGAGAGGGGCAGCAGUAGGAAGGUAUGAGUAAUAGGAGUCCUUCCACACAGCGUGGCUCACCCGGGAUUCCAGGGACCUUCAUAAAUCAUGCUAGCCUUGGGCGAGGGCCUGCUCUUGUCCAGCUGUGCAGGAUGGGAUGGUGCUGGUAGAAUUCAAUGCCACACCUCCUGCCCCCGAGAAGGGCCUUCCAUUUGCAGAGAGACACUGUACCUCUUGCAAAGGAGUUGCCAGAACUGCUGUGGACAGUGGCCCACUUUAGUCAUUCAUUUAUUUAAUCACUCACCUGGUGUUUUGGAGAGCCCACCACGUACAGAGCAAGGACCCCCACAUAUUAGUUCCAGAUGCGAAAUCAUCAUAUUCGGUGUGUGAAGACAUGGUUAGGCCACUCAUUUCAACAUUAUUUCUAUCGGACAUUUCAAAGUCAUUUUGACUCUAUGCAUAAUAACUGUUUCCAAUCAUUUUUAAGUGGAAAAUGGAUACUUUUUAAAGAGGUUGGAUAAUUAGCCAUCUGUGGUUUGCCUCUUCAAUGUUGUGGCUAUUUAGUUUUAUCCCCCCCUACCCCUUUUAAUCUGCAACUGAGAGUAUGUUUAUUGAUUUGAGAGAGAGAGAGAGAAACAUCAGUUGGUUACCUCCAGUACGCUCCCUGACUGGGGAUUGAACCUGCAACCUAGGUAUGUGCCCUGACCUGGGAGGGAACCCACAACUUGCUGGUGUAUGGAGCGAUGCUGCAACCAACUGAGCCACCCAACCAGGGCUAGCGAGAGUCCCCUUUUUACAUUAGGUUUUUAAAAGCAACAUAUGCAUGAACAUAAUUAUAUGAAGUAAAAAAUGAAAUUUCAUCCACAUCCCCGUGCAGUGUCCAGGCCUUCUCCUGGCUUUUAGGCAGGAUGGUAAAGAACAUAGGUCCUAGGGUCAGAUUGACCAGGCUCACUGUCUUAGCCUCACUGUUUACUCUUCACCACGUAGACCUUGGGCAACUUACUUACACCUCGUUAUGCCCCAGUUUUCUCAUUCAUGAACUGUGUAUUGAAUAAUCCAUGUGGGAAAGAAGCAAAGUCCCUGCUGACUCACCACUUGCCCACAAAGGCCUGGAAUGAGUCACGUCUUCAGGGAAUAAGCAGGAAUGACUCGGAUUCCUGAGGAAGCCCUGGGACAUGCCCCUGGAGUGGGAGCGGGCCUCUCCCACCAGAUGAGAGAGCCGGCCGGCCCUCCCUGGUGCAGGCUGCCCCAGCAGGGUGAGCUGGCAGGAACGUGUGGCUCCGGAUGUGGUUGGCUGCCACGCAUUUAGCUUCCCUACCCCAGCCCCAGGGGACAGAAAUUAUCUUAAAAAUGCAUAUUGUUGCUUCUUGCCAAGAUGAUUCAAAUCAGCCUGAGAAAGAGACAGAGAGGCUAGACCUAAAUAUAGAUUUGGUGGAAAUGCUUGACCCAGUAAACAUUUACGAAGCACCUGCUGGAUGCACAUUCUGCCCUUCUGAGCGGAACACCUACAACUUUCCUUAGUGAAUUCCUAUUGACAAUUUAGAACUAAUUGCUCAUGACGUAGGAACUAGGAGGAACUAAACAAUGGCAGUAAAACAAAAUGAUUUUUACAAUAAAAAUAAGUAGGUAGGCCUGGCUGGUGUGGCUCAGUGGAUUGAGCGCUGGCCUGCGAACAAAAGGGUCACCGGUUUGAUUCCCAGUCAGGGCACAUGCCUGGGUUGCAGGCCAGAUUCCCAGUGCGGGGCACAUGAGAGGCAAUCACACAUUGACGUUUCUCUCCCUCUCUUUCCUUCUCUAAAAAUAAAUAAAUAAAAUCUUAAAAAAAAAAAAAGAAGAAGAAGAAGAAGAAGUAGCUGCCAGACAGCAGAACAAAGUAGAGGAGGGGAAAAUGAGUAAAAUAAAUCAUUUUCAGAAAAAAAAAAA
Messenger RNA from Pteronotus mesoamericanus, 4588 nucleotides. It is a transcript of the gene BTD, whose product is annotated as biotinidase. Bases 247 to 1893 code for a protein of 548 amino acids. The transcript has 5 exons. Gene Ontology annotation, molecular function: hydrolase activity, acting on carbon-nitrogen (but not peptide) bonds, in linear amides. Gene Ontology annotation, biological process: biotin metabolic process. NCBI's taxonomy places the organism in Eukaryota, Metazoa, Chordata, Mammalia, Chiroptera, Mormoopidae. The record is from RefSeq and is a predicted model, not a curated record.